Messenger RNA from Thamnophis sirtalis, 2651 nucleotides. The record is from RefSeq and is a predicted model, not a curated record. NCBI's taxonomy places the organism in Eukaryota, Metazoa, Chordata, Lepidosauria, Squamata, Natricidae.
AACAUAGGUCAACUUGGCAUUCCUCAUGGGCCUUCCGGGGAGAAGGUAGCUGUAGUAACUGUGGAUGACUGUGAUACCGCAGUGGCUGUGCGCUUUGGAAGUCUGAUUGGAAACUACUCCUGCGCUGCUCAGGGAACACAGUCCGGCUCCAAAAAGUCGUUGGAUUUAACCGGCCCUCUUCUGCUCGGAGGUGUUCCCAAUUUACCUGAAGAUUUUCCUAUACAUAACAGGCAGUUUGUUGGUUGCAUGAGGAAUCUUUCUAUUGACAGCAAGCCCAUCGAUAUGGCCAGUUACAUAGCCAAUAAUGGCACGCUUGCAGGUUGCUUAGCUCAGAAAAAUUAUUGCACCACAAACUGGUGUCAGAAUGGUGGUACCUGUGUGAGCAAAUGGAAUACUUACAGUUGUGAUUGCCCGCUGCGAUAUGGGGGGAAAAACUGUGAGCAAGCAAUGCCUUUUCCUCAACGUUUCACUGGGGAAAGCAUCAUCACCUGGAAUAACCUUGAUAUCACUAUUUCCAUCCCAUGGUACAUUGGCCUCAUGUUUAGAACUCGCAAGGUUAACGGUGUGUUAAUGCAAGCUGAUGCAGGAGCAUCGUCUAAGAUUAAGAUACAGAUACUGAAUAAAUAUGUGGUAUUUGAGGUCUAUGAUGGACAGAAUCAGGUGGCCAGUUUGAAGAUGACCCAGGUGAGGAUCAAUGAUGGCGAAUGGCAUCAUUUGCUAAUAGAGUUGAAGAGUGCAAAAGAUGGCAAAGACAUCAAGUAUCUUGCAGUUGUGUCCUUGGAUUAUGGCAUGUAUCAGAGCACUGUACAGAUUGGAAAUCAGUUACCUGGACUAAAAAUGAAAAGCAUUAUUGUAGGAGGCACCUCUGGAGAUCUAGUCUCUGUGCAGCAGGGCUUCUAUGGCUGUCUACAGGGAGUGAGGAUGGGAGAAACAUCUACAAAUGUUGCUACAUUGAACAUGAAACAGGCAGUCAAGAUUAAUGUCAAGGAAGGCUGUGAAAUAGACAAUCCUUGUGAUUCCAACCCUUGUCCACUUCACAGCUAUUGUAGUGAUGACUGGGACAGCUAUUCAUGUAUCUGUGACCCAGGUAAUUAUGACUUGUACCAAACAGAAAUUCAUGCUUAUAAUCUCAUGCAAGAGAAUGAGGAUACUAAACUGGCAGGAAUUGCCAACAUCUGUGAUGGUGAACCUAUGCGAUUCUUACAUCUUUCUACCUUCCAAUUCCUCUGUAGAAUUGAUUUACCUUGUCCCAGAGGCUGGUGGGGAAAUCCUAUUUGUGGGCCGUGUAAUUGUGAGAUCAGUAAAGGAUUUGAUCCUGACUGCAAUAAGACAAAUGGAGCAUGUCGAUGUAAGAUAAACUAUUACCGACCACAGAAAAAUGACUCCUGCUAUCCAUGCGAUUGCUUCCCUUCUGGUUCCCAUACUCGUACUUGUGACAUGGAAACUGGACAAUGUCCCUGCAAAUCAGGAGUGAUUGGACGACAGUGCAAUCGCUGUGAUAAUCCCUUUGCUGAAGUUACACCUCAUGGAUGCGAAGUGGUUUACAAUGGAUGUCCCAAAGCUUUUGAGGCUGGCAUUUGGUGGCCACAAACCAAGUUUGGACAACCUGCUGCUGUUCCAUGUCCUAAGGGAUCAGUGGUUAUUGCUGUUGACGUAUUUGAAAAGUCCAAUUUUACGGGAACUAGAGUACCACAUUUUAAUACAAUCAAAGAAGAUUAUCCAAAAGAUUUGGAAUCAUCUGUUUUGUUUCCUGAAACUUUGCUCAAAACAUCUAUCAGAAAAGUGGGUCCUACAACAAAGCCAUCAAACUAUGAACUCUUACUGAAGAUGGAGGAUGAAAUUGUAAAUAAUAAAAAUACACAUGCCAAAAGACAGCGUCGGCAUCCAGAAAAUUCCAGCCAGCAUGCUGUAGCCAUGGUAAUUAUAUAUCGAACCUUGGGAUGUUUUCUGCCUAAGAACUAUGAUCCUGACCGAAGGAGUUUAAGGUUACCCAACCGCCCCACCAUUAAUACUCCAGUAAUCAGCGUAAUCAUUUACAGAGAUGGAAAUUCUUUGCCUAAUCUAGUGGACAGCCCAAUUAUGAUUGAGCAUGUUAUGCUGGAAACAAUGGAGAGAACAAAGCCUGUGUGUGUCUUCUGGAACCACUCAAUUGCAACUAGAGAAACAGCAGGAGGCUGGUCUUCCAAAGGGUGUGAACUGUUUUCUCGACGCCAGAACCGUAUUAUUUGUCAAUGUAACCACAUGACCAGCUUUGCAGUCCUGAUGGAUAUGUCAAAUCGUGAAUUUGUGUGCACCGUAAUAGCCAUUCUUUUGCACUAUUUCUACAUGAGCACGUUUGCGUGGAUAUUUGUUGAGCAACUUCAUAUCUACCGCAUGCUGACUGAAGUGAGAAACAUCAAUUUUGGGCACAUGAAGUUCUAUUACGUUAUGGGUUGGGGGAUUCCUGCCAUUAUUACAGGUCUUGCUGUUGGUUUAGAUCCUCAGGGAUAUGGGAACCAAGAUUUUUGCUGGCUCUCUGUUUAUGAUACCCUGAUUUGGAGCUUUGCUGGUCCAAUUGUAAUAGUUGUGGCUAUCAACACUGUGAUCUUCAUCUUAGCUGUGAAAGCAUCAUGCAAACGAAGGCAGCGCUCACUGGAGAAAACUGGUGUCAU